UUUGAAUAAUUUAAAAUUUUUUAUCGUGAAUUUAUCGAUACUACCAAUCGGAGUGCGAACAUAUGUAGCAUAAGUUCUGGGGCUCACCGCGCAGACGCAAGGAAAAUUGAUUCAAUAGUAUUUUGUGUUUGGCCAAAAUGAAGUCCUUAGAUGCGGGGGAAUUGUGAUACAACCAGUUCCCCAAACUGACAACCCCGAUUUCCAUUCACUGUAAAUAUAAAAAACUUUGCAUACGGAAAACGAAUGGAAACUUUCGGCAUGGACUUGGACGAUGUGGCGAGCCACCACCACGGGUUCGGACAGCAUAUGGCCACGUUUACCGUGGAGACAUCCGCCGUUCACAGAAAGCUGCAGAGCAAGGUGGAAGCCCUGCGGAUCCUGCGACAGGAGUUGGAGCAAUUCCGCGUAGAACGGGACCAGUACAAGCUGAUGGCAGAGACCCUGCAGCUGCGCUAUUCCGCCCUCAAGAGUAACAGUGAACUUCUGGCCGUGGGCGGAUGCGGAGCCCUCAGUGAAAACUCAAGCCUGGCCGCUCUUCUCCAUGAAACGCGCGAACAAAAUCUUAAGCUGAGCACUGAAGUAGAGGCUUUGAGGCAGAGGCUCAACGAGCUCCAGGGCGACAUGGAGCUCCUGCGCGAAACGGAGGCGAGCAACAAGUCCCGAGUACAGGCGAUGGCCAGCGAAAAUGCCGCCCGAAACAAGGAGGAGCUGCAGUGGCGCCGCGAACGUGCAAAUUUCAUCUGCCACCUGGAGGGGCUUAAGAAACGGAACGCUCAACUGGCCUUCGACCUCAAGGCGGUAAUCGACGAAAAGGAGGAGCUUAUAACGGAACGGGAUGCCUACAAGUGCAAGGCUCACCGGCUCAAUCAUGAACUCUUCGUGGCCCUCAAGGCCAAGAAAACCCAUCCGAGGCUUCUUGACAUCGAUGGGGUUUUGCUGGAGAACAAGUACCUGCACGAGCGUGUAAAGAUACAAGAAGGGGAACUGGAACUGACCAAACAGAGUAUUUCCAAGUACAAGUCCAUUUUAGAUGGAAAACGGAAGAAGAGCAUCGUGAAGCUUGGCGGAGGCAGCACAAAUGAUGAAACCAUACUAAGUCCCCGACAAGUGAAAACCAUCCUUGAGAGCGGCAUUGAUCUUCCUCAAAAAACUGAGAGUUUAAAUGACCUGAAGUCCUUGUGUCUGGCCCUACUGGAUAACCUGAACGACAAGAAUCUGGCAUUGACGCACCAGAAGAAGACCAACAAAAUACUGGCUGGCAAGAUGACGGAGCUGGAACAGCGCUGGCAACAGCUUCUUUUGGGAGCUGAGGAUAACGCAGGCGCUGAUGAGAGCCAAGAAAUAGACGAAGAGUACGGCUAUGCGCCCUCGCAGCUGCUCCUCAACGGCUACUGCGCCGCUAUGGUUGAUGACGCCGACAUCAGCAGCACUCCGUCCAUUCCCCCGGAUAACGAAGGUGGCACCCUGACGCCGGAUCCACCGAAUCGUGACCCGCACAAGGUGGCUCCUGAGAUUCUACAGUCCGACGACGGAAUGUCCUCGCUCUCAGCAGAGUCCAUUGACUCGUCAGUUUACGGAGUGGAUGUGAGACCAGACGACUUCCACAAGUCGUCAUCGGCCACCACGGAUUCAGGAAACUGUGGCAUCGGCAGCCGUUGCAAUGGAACCCCACGCAUUUCGAGUGCAGUGGCCAGGGAACGGAUGGAGGAUCUGAAGGACCUGCCUCCGCACCUGGCCACUCUGGUCCAAAAGGCCCUUCACGAGCUCGACAUGCGCGACUACGAGGCUAUGGUGACGAUACGGGCCGAAAAUGUGGCGGCUAUUCCGUAAAACAGAAACUUCAUAGCUAUUUCAAUGUUCAUUAUGAUUUCCAGAGAAACCAUGGAUCCAUAUCGCAGUGUUGACAAAAUGAUAACUUGUAUGUAUAUUACCACAACGGCGUACAAUAAAAAAUUAAUUGAAUAUA
Drosophila serrata is the source of this 1966-nucleotide messenger RNA. Its product is annotated as coiled-coil domain-containing protein 149. Lineage: Eukaryota; Metazoa; Arthropoda; Insecta; Diptera; Drosophilidae. The record is from RefSeq and is a predicted model, not a curated record.